Molecule: messenger RNA, 799 nt
Organism: Manduca sexta (tobacco hornworm)
Lineage: Eukaryota; Metazoa; Arthropoda; Insecta; Lepidoptera; Sphingidae
Product: transmembrane protein 231-like
Exons: 5
Coding region: 3-749 (248 amino acids)
Biological process (GO): cilium assembly; regulation of protein localization
Cellular component (GO): ciliary membrane; ciliary transition zone
Source: RefSeq, a predicted model, not a curated record
UAAUGGCCUUAUACAGGUUAUUUAGUACUCAGGUGGAAAUUCAGUAUAAAAGUUACUUGUUAUCAAAGGCCACUUUUUUUACUUUAAUAACCACAUUGUUGAAUAUAAUUUUGCCUUUUAUUAUAGCAUAUAGAAGCAGAGGUUUCUGGUUAAAGUCCCACAGUUUCUUUGAACAGCCUUUAGUACACUUUACCUACGAGUACUUACUAACAGCAGAAACACAAGACCCCAGCCAAUCUAUAAUCUGCAGUGGAAUACAGGGUCUUGAUGAAAAUGAAGUUGGAGAUAGAGACAAAUGUGUUACUAUUGAGGUCGAGGAACACGAUUUUGACGAUGACGGUAAAAGUGAUUCUUUGCAACUGAAAUUUCAACUUGAUGUGCCUCCAGACAAAAUAUUGGUCUCAUUUAUAUUAAUAUUGGGGUUAAAUUUUCAAUUAAAGACUGUGUGUCCCAUGCACAUGCAAAAUCUUGCGGUAGUAUCAAAGGAUUUCGUGAGCGCUCCGUCGAGCUACAAUUAUUACGGCGACUUACAAUUAUAUCAAACAUCACAUCUUCCUUGUUUUUUUGGGAAUACCGAAAUGCAAUUCAGAUACACCCCAAGCAUACUACAAGAGAUCAAAUGGGCCUGGCCGCAGUACCUAUCGAUCGUGGUGAUAUUCUAUUGGCUCUUUAAUAAAGCAAAAACCUUUGUAUUCAGAAGACGGAUGUUUAUGGCUUGGGAAAUAAUACCCUGGAAAAUAUCAAAAUAAUUUAUCCUAAAAGAAAAUUAAAGCAAUGUCAUGCUUGAAGUAAUAGCAAC